Molecule: messenger RNA, 848 nt
Organism: Artibeus jamaicensis (Jamaican fruit-eating bat)
Lineage: Eukaryota; Metazoa; Chordata; Mammalia; Chiroptera; Phyllostomidae
Product: NADH dehydrogenase [ubiquinone] 1 alpha subcomplex subunit 5-like
Exons: 2
Coding region: 1-474 (157 amino acids)
Biological process (GO): respiratory electron transport chain
Source: RefSeq, a predicted model, not a curated record
AUGGUAAGGGCACUCGGCUGCUCAGGGCUUAUUGCCCUGCUGGGGCUUAUUGAUAAGAACAAGCGGAGCAGCAGUGAUGGCAAGAGGACACUGAGAGAAUGCCGGUGCGCGGCCCGGCCCAUUGGUGCUGCCAGGGCGGACUUGUUGAAGAAGACUGCUGGCCGUGUGGAAUUGGCUGUGUGUCAGAGUCUGCACCAGAGGCUAAGAAUGUUGCACACAAGGAUUCUGGAGCAAAUCCCUAAACAUGCAGCAUAUAGGAAUUCUACAGAACAGGUUACAAGGGAGAAGCUGGAUAUGGUUAAAGUGGAACCAGAUGUUAAAAAAACCAGAAGACCAACUUCAGGGGGGCUGAAUAGAAGAGGUGUUCUUCAGGCUGAAAAUGGACUAAGUCUGGCGGGAAAAUUGAUACAGCGAGAGCCAUGGGAGCCUUUAGCAGAAGAGCCCCCUGCCAGCCAAGGGCAGUGGCCAAUAUAAUCAUCAUCAAAUGGCUUGUGUUCCCAUACAUAGUUGAUGGGAAACUAUGUAAUUAAAUGUUCUAUUAUAUCAAAAAUGUUUCCAUAUUAUUGACAUCUUAUAAUCAAGAAAGUUGAUGCAGAACAUAUUUAGGAGACUUAUUUAAACUGAUGAUUAUGGUAAUAGGCACUUGUGAACUAGUUUUGUUAAAGCAUUCAUUUAAAUUAUUUCUAGAUGGUAUUUUUUUAAAUAGAGGUUCUGGGAAGAUUUGAGAGUUAAUUAGAAAAAUUCCUAUAUGUUGCAAUGGAGAGGCCAUAUUCAAAAAGGGAAAUAUUUUUAGUAGUAUCUUCAACACAUUUAAUUUUUUUGUUGUUUAAUAAAUAAUUUGUUUAUUA